UCGGCGCGGAGCUUGCGCCAGCUGUGACGAAGUCGCGGUCACACAUGUGGUGCAGCACAGGCGUCGAUAAUUGUCCAUGACGUUGCUUAAAGAUGGCUACCACGAUGGGGAUAUGGAAGAAGUGGUUGUCAGUUAUUUUGGUAUUUUUAGGGUAUUUUAGAACAAAUGGAGAGGAUGUUCAUCCGCACGACGUCAACAUAAAACACAUUAUGCUGACGUACAACCACCUGACACCAAUGCAGCUGUUCAAGGCCACGGAUUUCUGGAUGGGAAUCAACGACCCAAAAUCUGAGACGGGGGAGUUCCCGUUCCGGGUGGGGCACACGAAGAGCUUCUAUAUGGAUAUGUACCCCGUCACCAACGCUCACUAUUGGGAGUUUUCAAUGAAGAAGCGGCGGUACCGCACGGAGGCGGAGACGAAGGGAUGGAGCUGGGUGUUUGAGAAACACGUGUCCGCGGAUACAAGGCAACACAUGGCCGUGAGAGGGGCAGACAACUGGCUUGCCGUGAAAAAGGCAAACUGGGAGCACCCCGAGGGUCGUGACUCUGUGAUUGACAAACGCUGGACACACCCCGUGGUGCACGUGAGUUUCGAGGAUGCCGAGACGUACUGCAAGUGGAGGGGGAAGAGACUGCCCACUGAGGCGGAGUGGGAGAGGGCAUCACGUGGAUCGCAGCUCAAUCACGUGGUCCAGUAUCCCUGGGGCGACUUGUGGGAGAUAAAAAGAGGGAAUAUUUGGGAGGGAAAGUUCCCAAAGAGGAAUACAAAAUCAGAUGGCUUUGAAGGAACCUCACCCGUGGAUGCCUACCGAGCCCAAAAUGAUCUGGGAAUGUAUGACAUGAUAGGGAACGUGUGGGAGUGGACCGCCAGCCCCUACUACCAGGCCCUCAUCCCCCACGACCUUCAGGAGACGCAGCACAUCUUAAAGGGAGGCUCGUUCAUUGAUACAAUUCAAGGGGACUACACUUAUGUCGUGAGAUCAUCCCAAAGAAUGCCUCAAGCUCCUGACUACACGUCCAGCAACGUUGGCUUCCGGUGUGUGAAAGACGCGCCAAAGUAUGACCCAGACUUCGCCGCCUACCGGAGACAACGAGAAGAACAGUACAACAUGCAGUUUAAACAGGCUAUUGGGAGAGACGAGUUAUAGAACCGACCACAGAAACCUGUGUUGUGAGAAUGAAAGAAUUGUGUGGUGUUUUGUCAUAUUUUUGUGCGUUCAUCAUCACUUAAUUAAUCACUUAAAGUCACUUGUUUCGGCAGAAUAGAUUAAAUUCUAAGAAAUAAUUAAUGUUGAAAAAACAGUGUCAGUCACGAUUUUAGAAUUUAGAAUUCUGCUUCUUAACAAAACAUCACCUCUAGACCGGUCCUUAAUAGAAAGCCUUGUAGAUCAAAAACUGUAUUAAGGUAUUAUUAUCGAUUUACAAUGUUAAUAAUAACCAGUCGUGGUCAAUAUGCUUCAAAUAUGUUAACGUAUUUGAUGAAAAUAUAAUUUUCAUGUUAUGAAAGCAAGAGAGAAAAAAGUAAUUUGGGGUCAUUAUUAGGUAAUAAUCAGGGCGCCGAUUUGAUUGGAAAAUACCAACAGAUUUUAUUUGUAAUUGUGGACAUUAACACCGUUUGGUUUUGCAGUCAAGGCGUUAACAGCACGCAUAUGAACCAAAGGAAUACUUUCGUAUUAUAUAUAUACUUGGCGUCUCCACAGGAACCGUAUACAAUAUUUGGGACCCUUUGCGACAUUUAAAGGAUUGCCAUUUAGAUGUAUGAUAUCUAAUCAUAGAUAACUAGUUAUUUCUUCAUUGAGUUUGUUCAUAUUAUAAUCUUAUUAACGUUUCUAAGGUUUAGAAAGUGCCGGAAAAUAUGUCUGAACCAAUCUUUGAAAAUACCUUUCAACAUUUCAAAUCACCGCCUGGAUAUAAUGUCUUUCAGCAACAACCGCAAUAAUAUAUGGUACGUCAUACUUUCAGUAAUGCUGACUUAUAUGUUAGAUUUCAACCAUCGUGAACGUGGACAAGCAAUACCAGUUACAUCAGAAGCACGGAGAUGUUCCGUGUCGAUUGGCAUGGCUGUACUAUCAGUAGUCAACGAGAAAGUGUGCAUGUGUACUUAAAUGGAUAUCUACUUACAUCUUGUUUGUGACAAUAAAAUAUAAACCCUUU
Molecule: messenger RNA, 2154 nt
Organism: Haliotis rufescens (red abalone)
Lineage: Eukaryota; Metazoa; Mollusca; Gastropoda; Lepetellida; Haliotidae
Product: inactive C-alpha-formylglycine-generating enzyme 2-like
Exons: 8
Coding region: 93-1148 (351 amino acids)
Cellular component (GO): endoplasmic reticulum
Source: RefSeq, a predicted model, not a curated record